GAGAGAGUGAAAGUACAGCAGAUCUCUCAGAGCUGUGGUCUCCCUUCACUCUCACCUGAGCCAGGAACAGUUUGUCCGCAAAGAUGAUCAGAGCAGUGCUGUCCCUCCUCCUGGUCCUGGGGGCCAUUUCCUCCGCCUUUGCCGCCGGUGACAAAAAAUACAUCCCCAAGUCCGGAAGGAGGAUCCCCCAGACCCUGUCUCGAGGCUGGGGUGAUCAGCUGAUCUGGGCUCAGACGUAUGAGGAGGCUCUAUACUGGUCCAGGUCCAGGAACAAACCUCUGCUGGUCGUUUUUCACCUGGAAGAUUGUCCUCACAGCCAAGCAAUGAAGAAAGUCAUUGCCAACAGCUUCGAGAUCCAGAAGAUCCUCGAUGAAGAAUUCAUCGUCCUCAACCUGGUGUACGAAACCACAGAUAAAAACCUGACGCCAGACGGACAGUACGUCCCCAGAUUCCUGUUUGUUGACCCCUCCAUGACCGUGAGGGCUGAUAUUGUUGGUCCGUAUGGUAACCGCUUGUACGCCUACGAACCCCAAGACCUGGAUGCCUUGAAAAAGAGCAUGGAGAAGGCGAAGAAGCUGCUGAAGGUCGAGCUGUGAUUGGACGGAGGAGCGGAGGAAAACAUGCUGUCGGUUCGUACCCCGCAGCACGAAGCACUGGAACGUUUCACAUCUUCGUCCUUACCAUGAAUUUCUUUGUUAAUGUUACUGUUCAUCCAAAAUGUCUUUUCAAUAAAUAUGGAACUCUUCAAACA
This is a messenger RNA of Labrus bergylta (ballan wrasse), 751 nucleotides long. It is a transcript of the gene agr2, whose product is annotated as anterior gradient 2. Gene Ontology annotation, cellular component: endoplasmic reticulum. Lineage: Eukaryota; Metazoa; Chordata; Actinopteri; Labriformes; Labridae. The record is from RefSeq and is a predicted model, not a curated record.